CGUCGACGCCCCAACCACGGGCGGCCUCUAUGUCCAAAGGGCGCCCAGGGUCGGCCGGAGUGGAUGCAGUUGCCGUCUCCCUUGUCUGCGGGGUCCGAAGUGGCACGAGGGCGUGGCGUCGGCGUCGACGACGAGACCGACUUCUUGGAUGUUGGUGAUGGUCGUGACGGGAGGGAGGUGUGGAAGGACCGGCGGCGGGAUCAACAGCUGCGGCGCGAGGAAUACAUUAGACGAGGGGUGGAGCGUCUUUGCGUAGGUGACCAGGAAAACGAGAAGGAAACGGACGAUCCACUGGCGGAAGCAGACGACGACGACGACGGCGACAACGACGUGGAGUGUGGGGAAGGGGGGGUUGGUCACGCGUCGCCAUCGUUGCAGAGCGACAUGGCUGGUAAGGGUGGAAAGUCCAAGCCUUUCGGCCGCAAUGCUCGUCCGCAGGCGAAGAAAGGGCAGGGAAAGGGGAGCGAUGGCGACGGCGACGGGGAUGGGGCACACAUACGCCCGGAUGAAACUGCGGGAAUGGAAAUGGCAAUCGUCGUGCAAAGGUUGAAGAACGUGGGCGUGGACAGGGAUGCGGAGAAAUGCGGAAAGAAGUGGGACAAUCUAAUGCAGCAGUUCAAGAAAGUCCAUCACUUUCAAUCACCGUCAGGGGGUGCCGACUUUUUCCAGUUGUCGUCGAAGGAGAGGGCGAGCAGGGGCUUCAAUUUCACCAUGGAUCGCGCAGUGUAUGACGAGAUAGAGGGGUCGACUGGGAUGAAGCACACCAUCCACCCGAAAAACGUGGCAGACACUGGUGCGUCUGGCGGUGUGCGCCCGCCUUCAACGUCUUACGCGGAUCCUGAAUCGGUGUCGGAUGGGGAAGGAGGUGCAGGGCGAGAAGACGACGACGACGGGUCGACGCAAGGCUCUUCGCAGACGACGGGCACCCCAGGUGGUUUUGGGAAGAGGAAGAGCACGAGGCAGCAGACUUUCGAGGCGCUGACGGAAUGCAUGGAGAAACACGGGGCGCUAAUGGCGUCGACAAUGGAGAGUUCAAGCAAGCGGGAAUGCUCCGUCGACGAUGGAGAGCUCAUCGACCACAACCGCCGGGGACAAUCGUCACUUAUGCGAACGCCACGAAUGCCAGCCGCAGAUGCAACCAGGCGUGAAACAAGAAGAAGAAGAAGAACACUGACGAGAUGUGACGGAAGAAGAACGAGGAAGAAGGAGGAGGAAGAAGGGGGAGGAAGAAGGAGGAAGAAGGAGGAAGAAGGGGGAGGAAGAAGAAGGAGGAAGAAGGAGGAGGAAGGAGGAAGAAGAAGAAGGAAGAAGGAGGGAGGAGGAGGAGGAGGAAGAGGGAUGAAGGAGGAUGAGGAAGAAGGGAUGGAUGGCGAGAUGGGAUGGUGGGAUGGAUGGCGAGAUGGGAUGGUGGGAUGGAUGGCGAGAUGUGACAGAAGGAGGAGGAGGAAGAAGGGGGAGGAAGAAGAAGGAGGAGGAAGGAGGAAGAAGAAGGGGGAGGAAGAAGAAGGAGGAAGAAGAAGGAGGAAGAAAGAGGGGAGGAAGGAGGAGGAAGAAGAAGAAGAAGGAAAAAGGAGGAAGAAGGAGGAAGAAGAAGGAGGAAGGAGGAGGAAGAAGGGGUGGAUGGCGAGAUGGGAUGGUGGGAGGGGUGGCGAGAUGGGAUGCGAGAUACGAUGGAAGAGAAAGGAGGAAGAAGGGGGAGGAAAAAGAAGGAGCAAGAAGGAGGAGGAAGGAGGAGGAGGAAGAAGGAGGAAGAAGAAGAAGGAAGAAGAAGGAGGAAUGAGGAGGACGAAGAAGGAGGAAGGAGGAGGAGGAAGAAGGGGUGGAUGGCGAGAUGGGAUGAUGGGAUGGGUGGCAAGAUGGGAUGGUGGGAUGGAUGGCGGGAUGCAAUGAAAGAGAAAGGAGGAAGAAGGAGGAGGAAGAAGGAGGAAGGAGGAGGAAGGAGGAAGAAGGAGGAAGAAGAAGGAGGAAGAAGGAGGAGGAAGAAGGGAUGGAUGGCGAGAUGGGAUGGAUGGAUGGCAAAAUGAGAUGGAAGAAGGAAGAAGAAGGAGGCAGAAGAAGGAGGAAGGAGGAGGACGAUGAAGGAGGGAGAAGAAGAAGGAAGAAGAAGAAUAAAGAAGAAGAAGGAAGAAGAAGAAGAAGAAGAGAAGAGGAGCGGAGGAGGGGGAGGAGGAUGGCCUUUUUUUUUUCCGUUCGUCGUUCGCGACAACUGCCUAAGGUUGCCGAAGAUGUGCCCUGCCCCAAACAGCCAGAAGGCCGAAGAAGAUAAAGAUUGUCGUUCACU
This is a messenger RNA of Chara braunii, 2281 nucleotides long. The record is from the annotation of a GenBank genome assembly. NCBI's taxonomy places the organism in Eukaryota, Viridiplantae, Streptophyta, Charophyceae, Charales, Characeae.